AUGGGGAAAGCCAAUGAUCUCUUGAACGUCAUCCUCGCGCCUGUCGUUUUUGCAGGGCCCGUGCCCCGGCCUGUAUUCGGGGAAACAGGGUAUCUCACAAACUCUUUGUGUUCCCUUCCCGCAGGAGAGAGUCUGAGCCCGACCCGCCGCUCCGCCAAGCGGAAGAAGAAGCAGCGAAGGAACCGCACAACCUUCAACAGCAGCCAGCUCCAGGCCCUGGAGAGGGUGUUCGAGAGGACGCACUACCCAGAUGCCUUCGUGCGGGAGGAGCUGGCGCGCCGGGUGAGCCUCAGCGAGGCCCGAGUGCAGGUCUGGUUUCAAAACCGAAGAGCCAAAUUCCGCCGUAACGAGCGAGCAAUGCUGGCCAACAGGUCGGCCUCUCUUCUCAAGUCCUACAGCCAAGAUGCCGCCAUUGAACAGCCGAUGGCCCCCCGACCCACCACCCUGAGCCCAGACUAUCUCUCCUGGUCUACCACAUCCCCCUACAGUGGUACAGUGCCUUCCUACAGUUCCAGCAGUGCCGCCACGCCUGCCCAAGGGGUGAACAUGGCCAACAGCAUUGCCAGCCUACGCCUCAAAGCCAAAGAGUUCAGCCUCCAUCAGAACCAGGUGCCCACGGUGAACUGACAGCGGCAUGGGGAAUCCCGCCUCUUUCUCUAGGGCACCCCAGCCGGGCUCUUCUCCCAGCCCGCACACCAGCAUCAAUUCCAGGUUGCUGAGCAACCAGGCCUCAGUGAUUCUCACACCAGCAACGCCAAACUCCGCCGCAAAGUCUCCUCGUCUCUGUCACACCCCUGCUGCAAACAGAGCGAGUGCCGACGAUAGUUUGUAACUUCCGUGGACCUCCACGGGUGGCGUUUUAAACCCCGUCAAGCUUUUAAAAAGAAGUAUUUCCUUGAAGAAUAAAUUCUCCAAGAAGAAAGAGAUCUGGCAAGUGAACCCGAGUUUGCUCGAAAGGACCAAAGGACAGACUCGCAACCCACACAUGGCUUGGCUUUGAAGUCAAAGUGCCUGGACACCCAAAGAACUUCCGAGCAUUUGGGAGCAGAGACUGGAACCGUGGCCAGGUGGUCCCCAUGAGCCGCUUCUACCCCCUUCCCACCCUCCCGUUUGUCCAAAAGUUUGGCUGACUUUGGUGAUACGGAACAUGGCACAACCCAUGCAAAUAAACCAGUGUUUGUAUUGACGUUGA
Messenger RNA from Sphaerodactylus townsendi, 1192 nucleotides. RefSeq names its product paired related homeobox 2 (gene PRRX2). Lineage: Eukaryota; Metazoa; Chordata; Lepidosauria; Squamata; Sphaerodactylidae. Bases 1 to 627 code for a protein of 208 amino acids. The record is from RefSeq and is a predicted model, not a curated record. Gene Ontology annotation, molecular function: DNA-binding transcription factor activity, RNA polymerase II-specific; DNA binding. The transcript has 4 exons. Gene Ontology annotation, biological process: regulation of DNA-templated transcription.